CGAAUGCUUAUCUGUCUUUUGGAUCAGCUUUGGAUCAGCAUGAAAGCAGUUUUCACAUUUUUCAUACUUGUCCUUUUCACUCGAAUCUUCAAACAAUUAAUUGUUUUGGGCAACGCUGAAAGAUAUUAAUCUGAAUGCUUUACCCAGACUAAAUUUCUUUCAUUGAUUGAUUUCCACUUUUCAUGCUAAUUUUUCCUUACAUAGGGUACAAUUAUUACCAUCUAAAAGGCCCAAAAAUAGCCGAUUAAUGAUCCUUCAUUCUAAAUGCAGAAGUUCAGUGGUUGAAUAUGUGUGCUCAUAUUAUCUGAAUUGGCAUGAAGGCUUACAUGUUCUGAUAUGAACCAGGAUUGUUGACUAGGUGCAAACUACGAAGAGUUUAAUGAAGUAAGAUAUGGAAGAUGAAAUUGAGGACAUGGGAGUCUUUUGGUAGACUCUAUUUGUAUGGGAGGCUUAUUACACUUCUUUGAAUUCAAUCAGGGGAGGAUGGCCAAGAAAGUCCUUGCUCGGAAGAGACAUCAUGGUGGCCUGGAAGCUCCUCGAAAUAGUCUAGAUCUGCAAGUACAAACCCCUCAGAACUACUGCCCACAAGGAGAAUUAUCAUGCAGUUAUCAAGUGGAAGAAGAGGGCAGGUCUGAGAAUAAUCGUUAUUCAAACGUGGGUUCAAUGAAAAAACUGAUCAAUGAGGAGCUAUCCAAACAAUCAAGCACCAGGCAAAAUGCGCCAAGCCUUGUGGCAAGGUUGAUGGGGAUAGAUACGAUGCCAUUAGACACUAAAUAUGUUGUCCCAUCAGAUAAGAGAAUGAGUGAAAACGUGGGGAAGAAGUCUUCAGAGAAAGGAUUGAGUCGAAGGGGUUCAGUUAGUUGGGGUUCUUCUAACUUUAAUUCUUCGAGCCAGAUGGAUUUUGAGUCAUUAUACGAAGACAUGGAUGUUGAUGACAACGAUGAUGGGUGGAACAAGAGUUUUGGAGAACCAAGGCAGCGGGAUCAUCCUCAGGAAGAGGAACUACAGAAAUUCAAGAAAGAGUUUGAAGCAUAUCAAGCAGCAAGGUUUCAAGAGUGUUCGAAGGUUGCUGAAAUUGGUAGUGUUCCUAAACGGUUGCUAGUUCAAGAAAACUCGAACAAGGAAAAGGUGAUUCAUAGUGAUUUAGUUUUACAAAGAGCAGCAGCAGGGAAACCUGCAGAUCUUGAUAACCAUUCAUUCAAAACACCACCACCUGAAAGUUAUGGUUCAGAAUAUCAUGGUGACAUGAUGGAGUUAGUCUCAGCUACUCAAAGGAAAACCUUUCCUCCUAGGAGCAGAACAUUAAGUAGAGACUUUGAGGAGUCCUUAAUGAUGAAAUCCUGCAACAGAUUAGACACGUCUGCUUCUCCCACCAGGAUAGUUAUCUUGAAGCCUGGUCCUGAGAGCAUUAGCAACCAUGAAGAGAAUUGGACCAUUUCAACCGGAACUAUACAAGGGAGAAAUAGUAUAGAAGAUUUUCUUGAAGAGGUGAAAGAGCGUUUAAAAUGUGAACUGCAAGGGAAAAUUGUCAAAAAGAUUUCUGUGGUUCGAGGGAGUGGAAUUGAAACACCUUACAAUGAAAAACCAUCUGAUCCUAAACUAAUAGCUCGACAUAUAGUAAAGCAAGUCAGAGAAAGUGCGACCAGAGAUGCUGACACAAAUUUACUCCAUUCUGAAUCAACAGGGUCGUUCAAGAGUGAAAUGCAAUUCAAUGGAGCAACUUCCCCUGAAGUUAUCAGCAGAGAUACCCGGAAGUUCUUGUCAGAUAGGCUAAGAAAUGUUGUGAGAAGUGAAGCACGUGCUGGUUUUCCCGAGAGAAAAUCAAGGUCACUUGCAUUAGAUAGUCAUAAAGAUGGACUAAAGCAAGGGGGGGAUAUUAUGAAGUACGCAAGUAACUGGGAAAUUUCCAAAGAGGACGCAGAAAUACAAACAGGUUCUUUCAGACAUGAACUGGAUGAAAAUAUAUUUCUGCACAGGGAGUUGUCUCCAAGGAAUCUUGUAAGAUCCUUGUCUGCUCCUGUAUCACGAUCAGGAACAUCAUUUGGGAAGCUUCUUCUGGAGGACCGCCACCUUUUAACUGGUGCUCAGAUUCGGAGGAAGCUUGAAGCUGUUGAAACUAUGUCCGUUGAUGUCAAGAAACGGAAAAAGGAUAGAUUUAAUAUUAAGGAACGAGUCUCCAAUUUUAGAUAUAAUCUUGCUUUAAGAGGGAGGCUUUUUGGCAGAAGGGUUCAAUCAACGGUGGAAUCACGUGCCAAUGAGUAUGGUCCCAUGGUGAGAGAUGUCACAAGUGGACCAACAGUUCUCAUGAACUGCGGUGAGCGCCAUGAGAACUCCACUGAGGUACCUCCGAGUCCUGCAUCUGUAUGCAGCAGCAUUCAUGAAGACUUUUGGAGGCGGACUGAAUAUUUAAGUCCAAUAUCAACUCCUGAUGUGUCUUCAAGAGAUGAUACAGCUGUGCCACAGGUUUUCAGGGAUAUCAGCUCUGGUUUGAAUGAACUAAGGAGGCAACUCAAUCAACUUGAAUCAGAUGGUCCUGAGGACUUCACUAUGAAACAUGAGGCCUCUGAGUCUGACUUGGACCAACUAGAGGAUCCAGCGGAAUCAUACAUAAGAGACCUACUUGUUGCUUCUGGACUAUACUUUGGUUCAUGGGAUAAGUCUUUAUUAAGAGGGGACACAUUUGCAAAGCCUAUUGGCAACUCGGUUUAUGAAGAAGUGGAAGAAUCUCGCAGGAAAUGGGUCAAGGAAGAUGAUGACAGCUGCAUCAAGGAUCACGAUAAGAAUAAACCAGGCCACAAAGUGUUGCUUGAUCUGUUAAAUGAGGCACUUUCAGUUGUUCUCGGACCUCCAUUGACAUUGUCCAGAUUCAGAAAAAAACUAAGUAACUCUUCCAUGUUGCUACCUUCUGGAAAGGAACUAUUGAACUUAGUGUGGGACAUUAUCCGUGUUUCUAUAUAUCCUCCAUCUGACAUAUCUACUUAUUCACUUGAUGAUUUGGUGGCUCAACACCUAGGAUCCAUCCCCUGGUCUGAAUUAAUAAACGAUGAGAUCAAUAUUUUGGAAAGAGAUAUAGAAUGUCUAAUAACUGAUGACCUGGUUGAAGAACUCACAAAGGAUAUAUGUUCUAAAAUGAAGUGAGAAGUAGCAUUUUACAUUAUCAUUUUGACAAUAAAGAAUCCUGCACAUGGAGCAAGGUUUAUACAUGAUUACUGAAAUUGGAAGAUAACCCCUUAAUUGAUAUUGAUGUGUGUAUAUAUAUAGUAGUUGGUGUGAGUGCUUGUUAUACCGAGGGCAUUGAGUUGCGGUAAUACAUACUGUACAUGAGUGGCAUGAGUUUCUAGGUUUAUUUUUUGUUAAGUAGAAAAUUGAUUGAUGGUUGUAGUUAUGAUAUAUCUUUUUUAACUUGGGAAAUAUGUUAGAAGUUGUUAUUCUUAAGAGAGUCAAAUACCAAUAAUGAAUUAUGUGAAAGGCAUCUGCCUCUGCCAUGUAUCAUGAAUGAAAGUCAAAUGUGAUUCAGUUUUGAUA
Molecule: messenger RNA, 3525 nt
Organism: Vigna umbellata (rice bean)
Lineage: Eukaryota; Viridiplantae; Streptophyta; Magnoliopsida; Fabales; Fabaceae
Source: RefSeq, a predicted model, not a curated record